AUGUCGACACUAGUCAUCCACCAGCCAGGAUCGAGAGCUUCUUUGACCCCUCCGCCUGAGACAUCGGCACUGAGUCUUGACACAUCUCGACCUGGCUCUACUCCAAUACCAAACAAACACCUUCCUUAUUGUCCUGCCGGUCCAGCACCCGGAAAAUCGCAACUGGCUUCACCCCCGGCCUCUCCACCAACUAAAAACUCAGGCCUACAGACUUUCUCCUUGCUUCACCCCGCGGACACCUAUCCUCAGAUCAUCGAUAAACCCGCAGUCUUUUCCAUUGAUGCCUUUACUUUAGCCGCAGCGAUCAACGAGCAAGCAACGCAGCUUUUCCCGGAUCCAAAGGUUGCCUUCCCCUGGCUUCAUGGCUUGCACGCCGAAAAUCAGGUUCAGCUGGCUUUUUUCAUUGCCCGUCGUAAAGCUCUACGGAAAACACCGCAAUGUUUUCGAGGUAUCACAGUCGUCAAAGUUGGGGGCGAGCUCACAAAGGCAAGGCUGAAAGGUGCCGUCAGCGCGGACGAGAUAUUGGACCUCAAGAACGGAAAAGAUGCUAGCUUUCUCGAGGUCGACCCGAAGGAUGGUUUCUCGGUCCGGAACUUUCAAAUACAAGCAACGAAGAUGGCCACCGUGUCAGAUAUCGUAUUAUACGGCGACCCUGAGACCGAAGCAGAAGAGAUACACGAUCUGGCGAAGGUUUUCGCGACAGCCCAAAGUACGUGGCAAGUGAAGAAUGGAAGCGGAGAUGAGCAUGUGCCAAUUUUCAAUACUUUCAUAAUGUCUAGUUCGUUCGAAGAAGUCGAGCAAAAUUAUCCGGAUAUCGUGGCUGUGGAUUCCCAGGGACAGACGACAGGCAAAGUGAUGGACUUCUUUCAUUGGGAGCGACAAGAAAUGUGCAACAUGUCGAAAGCUUCGGAAAUUGCUAGAAACGUAUGGCUAGGCCCAACGCCAGACUCGUUGCUCUGCCCUCCAUUAGAAAACGAUGAUGAACCUGCAUUUGACAUACUCGUUGAAGCCAAUGAUCUGGCACAGCCUCCAGAUACUCAUACGCUCAAGCGCAUCGGGGAGCUGAGCUACUCAGCACCACAGCAUCUCGAAUAUCCGUCGUCAGGGAGUAUCAUGCCUCAAGCACAUACCAAAAAGGGAUCCGACCCACUGAAGACCAUGUGCCAAUGGAUCUACAAGCUCGCGAACCCUAACAACACGCCGGAUGCCAGCGAAGAUGAGGAGAAUGACUCAGAUGGAGAUAUUCCAAUGAAGCCGAUCUUUCCUCAACCUCGAAAGUUUCUCAUACAUUGCACAGAUGGCUACACAGAAAGUACGCUCCUUGGCCUCGCAUACUUCAUGUAUGCCGAACAGGUGGCUGUGCAUGAAGCUUGGCUACGUCUGCACUGCGAGAAGAAGCGCAACUUCUUUGCCUAUCCAUCCGAUGUUGCCUUGUUGGCUUCACUGCAACCUCGUCUUGUCCCGACGCUGUCUCUGACUAGAGAUCGCUCUCAAGCCGCACAGGAGGAGCCCGCAUGGAUUUCACGCAUAGAUGGAAGCUUGCCGAGUCGCAUUCUCCCCUACAUGUACCUCGGAAACCUGGGGCAUGCAAAUAAUCCAGAUCUGUUGAAGGAGAUGGGCAUCAAAAGGGUACUGAGCGUCGGGGAGCCUGCGAAUUGGACGAAAGCCCAGAUCGAAGCUUGGGGACAGAAGAGUCUGCUCUUCAUCGACAGGGUACAAGAUAAUGGCGUUGAUCCUUUGAUGAAGGACUUUGAGCGGUGUCUGGACUUCAUUGCCAAAGGCAAGAGCGAUGGAACAGCGACGCUUGUCCAUUGCCGUGUUGGCGUCUCUCGCUCAGCAACGAUCUGCAUAGCAGAGGUGAUGGCGUCACACGGCCUUUCGUUCCCACGGGCCUACUGCUACGUACGCGCACGACGGCUGAACGUCAUCAUUCAGCCACAUCUACGUUUCGCCUACGAGCUGCUGAAAUGGGAUGAAAUCUGCCAGCAAAGAAGAGGCGAGCCAAUCAAACGAGAGCUGGAAUGGGCGACGAUUGCGAGAGAGAUCGCGGCCAUGAACAAGCCAUACUCUUCGAGAUGA
Messenger RNA from Letharia columbiana, 2079 nucleotides. RefSeq lists its product as uncharacterized. Bases 1 to 2079 code for a protein of 692 amino acids. Gene Ontology annotation, biological process: nuclear DNA replication; protein dephosphorylation. Gene Ontology annotation, molecular function: protein tyrosine/serine/threonine phosphatase activity. The record is from RefSeq and is a predicted model, not a curated record. The transcript is spliced from 4 exons. NCBI's taxonomy places the organism in Eukaryota, Fungi, Ascomycota, Lecanoromycetes, Lecanorales, Parmeliaceae.